Messenger RNA from Polyodon spathula (Mississippi paddlefish), 3236 nucleotides. RefSeq names its product NHL repeat-containing protein 2-like. The record is from RefSeq and is a predicted model, not a curated record. Lineage: Eukaryota; Metazoa; Chordata; Actinopteri; Acipenseriformes; Polyodontidae. The transcript is spliced from 11 exons. Gene Ontology annotation, molecular function: protein binding. Bases 353 to 2515 code for a protein of 720 amino acids.
AAGUGUGUGGCUUUUUAAUAUGUAUACUUUAAAUAUUGAAACGACAUUCAGAUGAGAAACUUUCCAUACAUAUACUAAUUCUUACAUAGAGUACUACCGGAGAAUGGAAUCUGCAACUGUGAAGAGGAAACUGUAAAUCUGAACAGGGUAAAUGCAGGGGAUUGCGAAAAUCGAAAUAAAAAAUAAUAAAAAAAAACGAUUCAACUGGUCGUUUCGACAGCAGUCAUAAUAUUAUUAUUAUAAAAUUGAGUUAUUUAUUUAUCCUUAAUAUUAAAACAAUUGUGUUAGUUUACUGACUUAAGAAUGUGCAAAUGACUGCCACGCUAUUUUACAUAAACACGGUGUCGUUAACAUGGCGGCGGAGUACAGUCUUUCCUCUCUCUUAUCCAUUCAGACUCAGCUGGAUCACUCCCUGCAGGACGUGGUCUCCACUGAACAAAAAGAGAAACUUGUUUACGAGUAUCUGAAAAAGCUUGACGGCAGGGAACAGGACUUGAAGAUACCUGAAUUUGAAGACGGAUUAGAAUGGCUGAACAUCAAGAGCCCGGUGUCGCUGUCAAAACACCUUUCAGGCAAAGUGGUUGUGCUGGAUUUUUUCACCUAUUGCUGCAUCAAUUGUGUGCAUCUGCUUCCUGACCUUCACGAACUGGAGCAUGAGCAUUCUGAUAAAGAUGGACUGGUUGUUGUUGGCGUUCAUUCUGCUAAAUUCCCGAAUGAGAAGGUCUUGGAGAACAUUAAAAGUGCCGUCCUUCGUUACAACAUUACUCACCCCGUGGUCAAUGAUGCUGAUGCUAAGCUUUGGCAGGCACUUGAAGUAUCCUGCUGGCCAACGCUGAUCAUCCUGGGGCCACGGGGAAACAUGCUCUUCUCUCUGGUUGGAGAGGGGAACAAAGAGAAGUUAUUUUUAUUUACUGCAGCUGCCUUAAAGUUCUACAAAGGGAAAGGCGAAGUGAAAAAUAACAGCAUAGGUAUCAAGCUGUACAGGGACUCCCUCCCUCCCUCCAUACUGUCAUUUCCCAGUAAAGUAACAACUGACAGCACUGGAAAUAGACUGGUGAUCGCAGACACUGGGCAUCACCGGAUUCUAGUUGUCAGGAAAAAUGGACUACUGCUUCACUCUAUUGGAGGACCUAAAAGUGGAUGGAAAGAUGGAAGCUUUGCCGAGUCAGCUUUCCACUCCCCUCAAGGAGUGGCAAUGAGGAACGACACUAUCUAUGUUGCCGAUACAGACAACCACCUGAUACGAAAGAUCGAUCUGUUGGAGGAAAAGGUCAGCACCGUAGCUGGCAUUGGAAGCCAAGGCACGGACAAAGAAGGUGGAGCAACGGGGCUGCAGCAGCAAAUCAGCUCCCCAUGGGACCUCGCUCUGGGCACUGCAGGCAGUAAUGAGGACAAUGUUCUGUGGAUUGCAAUGGCUGGUACUCAUCAGAUCUGGGCUCUGUUCCUUGAGGAUGGAAGCCUUCCAAAAGGAAGUGUGGCAAAGAAAGGGACCUGCAUUCGGUUUGCAGGCAGUGGGAAUGAAGAAAAUCGCAACAAUUCCUAUCCUCAUAAAGCAGGCUUUGCUCAGCCCUCCGGCCUGUCCCUAGCCCGAGAAGAGCCCUGGAGCUGUGUCUUCAUAGCGGACUCUGAGAGCAGCACUGUGCGGACAGUGUCUCUGAAGGAUGGAGCAGUGAAGCAUCUUGUAGGGGGAGAGAGAGAUCCGCUGAAUUUAUUCGCAUUUGGUGAUGUGGAUGGAGCAGGGAUAAAUGCAAAGUUACAGCACCCACUGGCUGUAGCUUGGAACAAGCAGAAAGGUUUGCUUUAUGUAGCAGACUCCUACAACCACAAGAUUAAAGUUGUAGAACCUAAAACAAAACAGUGUUGCACGAUAGCAGGCACUGGAGAAGCCAGCAAUGCGCUGGGGCCAGCCUUCACUGAGUCUGCCUUCAACGAGCCAGGUGGGCUUGCUGUUGGAGAGAAUGGGAGGGUUCUGUAUGUAGCAGACAGCAACAACCAUCACAUUAAAGUUCUGGAUUUAGAGACCCAAACGGUGUCUGUGCUUCCUGUUACCAUUGAAGAUGCAGUUGUUGAAUUAGACAGUUCGUUUGCAGCUCAAAGAAAGCUCCCCAAGCUGCCCAGGUCCUCUCCCCAGGUUCUGAUGUCCCCUGUAACAGUGUCCCCAGGGCAGGUUCUUCAGCUUGAAAUUGCCGUGACACUACCAGGAGGGGCACAACUGACGGAAGGGGCACCCAGUUACUGGGCUCUCGCAGCAGCAGAAGGCAGUGAAUGGUUUCUUCAAGGACAGUGUGUGUACGGUGACAUUGUGGACCUUUCGAGGCCACAAGUAAUAUGUGUAACUGUCCCAGCAAGCACACAAACACCAGGCGCUGUGCUUUCUGUCGAUGUGUGCCUCUAUUUCUGCAGCAAGGACGACAGUGCCUGCAUGAUGAAGGCGGUCUCCUUCACGCAGCCUACGCAGAUAGCUAAAACUAACCAAGUUAGCAGUGCCAAGGUGCUGCUCAGACAUCACUUUUAACUGUUUCUGCUCUGGACAGGGUCUCUGAGGUGCUUUAUACUGUUUUUAACCAAGGUGCUAGUCUGUUGUAUGACAGUCAAAAGUACAAGAUCGUGAUGGUCCACACAGCUGGUGCUUAACAGUGCAGACCACUCAAAGCCAUUAGUCUUAAUUAUGUUUUUCAUUCCAGUUUUCACUGCUGCUGUUUUUCAUGUCAUGCCUUUCUGGUUUCAUUAAAACCUCUGUCAUUUUCAUGCUUAUCACUGGUGAGAGAGAACAUUUUCCAAAUAUGCUGGAUUUAGAGUUUCAGUUUGUUGGGGGUUUUUUUUGUUUUGUUUUUUUAUUUAAAAUGAGCAGCAGAACCAAAAAACACAGAUGAGAAAUCAGGACGCUAUGGGCCUCAUUCACAAAGUUAACUCCUGAAUUAAGUGAUAUUUCAUAAUAAAAUUAAAGUUUCAUACAUAAUUAACUUUUAAUAGUGUUGUUAAAGAAUCCAAACACUGUUUAAUUAUUAUGACCAUAAAAACACUGGAAAUAAACAGGCAUUAAAUAGCUGAGUAAAGUCUUUGUGAAAGCACCCUGUAGCGUGUGUCAAUUAAAGGGGAUGCAGAAUAGAAAAGCUGCAGUGUUUGCACUAUUCUUAUUUUUGUAUAACAAUUCUGUAUAAAGUUACAUAUGUGAACGAUUUAAUUAUUUAUAUAAAAGUUUUUUGUACUAAAAUGUGGGUGUGUGUGUGUGUGUG